Messenger RNA from Cornus florida, 1914 nucleotides. RefSeq lists its product as uncharacterized. Lineage: Eukaryota; Viridiplantae; Streptophyta; Magnoliopsida; Cornales; Cornaceae. The record is from RefSeq and is a predicted model, not a curated record. The coding region runs from base 1 to 1914 and encodes 637 amino acids. The transcript has a single exon. Gene Ontology annotation, molecular function: zinc ion binding; nucleic acid binding.
AUGGAAAGGGAAAGUGGUUAUCAUAGAACUGAGGGUGAAGCCACUUAUGUUCCUGUUGAGGCUGAAGUAGAACAACCUAUGCAGGGUGGUAUGAGAAGAGAACAUGAGUGCUUAACUGGUAUGCAAAAAAUGGAAAAGGCUAUAAUAGACUUGGCAGAACAAAACAAACUAUUUGUGGCGAGUCAAAUGAUGAUACAAGAAAGGCUGGAAAGACAACAGAAAUGGAAGAAAGGCUCUGAUUAUGAGAGGUUUAUCAAGUUAACACCCCCAGAAUUUUCAAGUACUACCAAACUAGAAGAAGCAGAGGGGUGGGUAAGAAGAAUGGAAUCGAUAUUUGCAGUGAUGGGUGCAGCAGAAGACCGGAAGGUAAACUUAGCUACAUUUAUGUUCAAAAAUGAAACUAGUUAUUGGUGGGACACGACAAAACAUUUGUUGCUCAGUCCAGGAGAGAAAGAGGUGAUAUUCUGGAAUCCAUUUGUUAAAGCUUUUUAUGAGAAAUAUUUCCCUCCAAUUUACAGAAAAGAGAAGGAACGGGAGUUUAUUCUCCUAAAACAAGAUAGAAUGUCUGUGGUUGAUUAUGAAGUUAAGUUUACAGCUUUAUCGAGGUUUGCACCCAAGUUUAUACAGAAUGAAGAAGAUAAAUGUAUAAUAUUCCAGGAUGGUUUAGAGGCGGCUAUUAAGUCUAGAGUUUCAGUGUUUGAGGAAACAUAUUAUAACAGACUUGUGAAUAAAGCCAUGAUUGCCAAAAGGGAUGUGAAAGAAUUGCAAGAAAGAAGGAAACAAUACAAAAGAAAUAGAUCUGAGCCGUCACAGUCAAGAGGAGGUGAAGGAAUUGCAAGUCAGAAAAGUCAAAGGUCGCGGUAUGGAAGGGGAAGGGGUGGUGAAUCUCAAGGCCAGACAUCAAGUAUUGGAAGAGGUCAAGGGCUUUUCGAACAACAAUCUGUACAACAAGGUAGUUUUGGAGGACGUGGUACUGGCAGGGGGUGUUUUCAGUGCGGAAGGGAAGGUCACCAGAAGAAGGAUUGUCCUAUCUUGAAAGCAGAAGAGUGUUAUCAUUGCCAUCAACCGGGUCAUCGGAAGAGAGAUUGUCCUAUGUUGACAGGAAUGACAUCAGUGGGCAGUGUUGCUGGUUCUGGUAGAGGUUUUGCACAGGGGAACUCGUCAAGAGGAGGUAAGGGUGUUACAAGUGGUUCGCAAGCCCAGGGAAGAGUGUUUGCUAUGACACUUCAGGAUGCUCAAGCAACACCAGAAGUGGUGACAGGUACACUUUCUAUUUUGGAUAGAAAUGUUACUGUGCUUAUUGAUCUUGGCGAAACCCAUUCAUUUGUUGCAUCAUCUAUUGCUAUGCAUUUGGGUAGACCACUUUCAUCAUUAGAUAGUAAAUUGUUUAUUUCUACACCAAUGGGAGAAGUGGUAGUGGUUGCAAAUGAAUACCGGGAUUGUGUGUUACAAUUGGGAGAUAGACAGUUAAAGGUAAAUUUGAUACCGUUGGGUAUACCAGAUUUUGAUAUCAUUUUGGGUAUGAAUUGGCUGUCUGUGUAUCAUGCUUCAAUAGACCGUUUUCGGAAAGAAGUUGUAUUUCAGAUACCAGGGGAGCCAGAAUUUAGAUUUACUGGGGAAAGAAAUGUUAUUCCAAACUGUCUCAUUUUAGCUAUACAAACCAGAAAGUUGUUGAAGAAAGGGUGUCAGGGUUACUUGGCUUAUGUGAUUGAUACUGAAAAUAAAGAUAUGACACUUGAAAAUGUACCAGUGGUAAGGGAAUUCACAGAUGUGUUUCCAGAAGAAUUACCAGGGUUGCCAGUAGACAGGGAGGUAGAUUUUACCAUUGAGUUGGUACCAGGAACAACUCCAAUUUCUAUUGCUCCGUAUCGAAUGGCACCGACAGAAUUGAAAGAGUUGAAGAUACAGUUGUAA